GCGGAGUCGAACCGGAAGCGGCUCUCGGUCCGGAACCGUAGGGAGAGGGCCAGGAAGGAGGGGCCGCCCUAAGGGCGGUGACGAGCUGCGCGGUCUUGGCGGAGCCGGACGGCCUGUAGCGGCUCUCUCAGGUCGUCGGCGGUCGCUGCAGCUGCCACUAUUCACGGGGCGAACUUGGCAGAGCAGGGAGGCACAGAAGGGCAGGGGUGUGUAAGGACGGCCGCGGGUGUAUUCGGCGGCGGGAAGGAAGACCUCGAAACUCGUUCCUCCUACUUGGGGAUUGUAAUUUUUUUUUUCCGGUGACGGAUUCCGGAAAUACUCGGCGUCUCCGUUUUCGAGAUUUUCUGGCUCUUGUCAGUUGAUUUCGUAGCUUGAAAUGCAUGGUCAUGGAGGCUAUGACUCUGAUUUUAGUGAUGAUGAACGUGAAGAGUCGAGCAAAAAGAAAAAGCGGAAAAUUGAAGAUGAUUUAUUACUACAAAAGCCAUUUCAAAAAGAAAAGCAGGGAAAGGUGGCCAGUAAGCAAGUUGCAGCAGAACUGCUGGAUAGGGAAGAAGCAAGAAAUAGAAGGUUUCAUCUCAUAGCUAUGGAUGCUUAUCAAAGGCAUACAAAGUUUGUAAAUGACUAUAUUUUAUACUAUGGGGGCAAAAAAGAAGACUUCAGGCGUUUGGGGGAAAAUGACAAGACAGACUUAGAUGUUAUACGAGAAAAUCAUAGAUUCCUAUGGAACGAAGAGGAUGAAAUGGAGAUGACUUGGGAGAAGAGACUUGCAAAGAAAUACUACGAUAAAUUAUUCAAGGAAUAUUGCAUAGCAGAUCUCAGUAAAUACAAAGAAAAUAAGUUCGGAUUUAGGUGGCGAGUAGAAAAAGAAGUAAUUUCAGGAAAAGGUCAGUUUUUUUGUGGAAAUAAAUGUUGUGAUGCAAAAGAAGGCUUAAAGAGUUGGGAAGUUAAUUUUGGUUAUUUUGAGCAUGGUGAAAAGAGAAAUGCACUUGUUAAAUUAAGGUUAUGCCAAGAAUGUUCCUUUAAAUUAAAUUUCCACCAUAGGAGAAAAGAAAUCAAGUCUGGCAAAAGAAAGGCCAAAACCAAAAAAGGCUAUGAAGAGUCAUCAGACAGAAACUCCAGGUUGUCUCCAGAAGAAGCUUCCAAGAAGAAAGAUAAAGGACAUGCAUCCUCAAAGAAACCAGAAGAUUCUAUAAACAAAAACUGUGAUGAGGAAGAAAGUCCUUCAGAGUCUGAGCUGUGGAAGGGUCCACUACCAGAAACAGAUGAAAAAUCACAGGAAGAAGAAUUUGAUGAAUAUUUUCAGGAUUUGUUUCUAUGAGACAGGAGAGAAAAACCUGCAUUCCUUAACGUGAAAGCUCACUUUUAAAUUUCAUAAAACUGUUAUCUACAAAUUGCAAACUUGAAUGGUUUGUCUUUGGGAAUAAAAAUAUAGCCACUCUGAGGAUGUCACAUGCUUCCAAAGUUAAUUAGUUAUUAGAGAUGCGUUUUUCUGUUUCUUAUGUAUCUUUUCAAUUCCUUAUCUACAAGUGUUUCAUCUCUUCAAUAUAUAGUAUAAUAUUUUCAAUGACAUUUAAACAUGGGAUGGUUGGCAUAAUAAAGUACAAAAUAAGUAA
Messenger RNA from Chinchilla lanigera (long-tailed chinchilla), 1613 nucleotides. It is a transcript of the gene Fra10ac1, whose product is annotated as fragile site, folic acid type, rare, fra(10)(q23.3) or fra(10)(q24.2) candidate 1. The record is from RefSeq and is a predicted model, not a curated record. The transcript is spliced from 14 exons. Lineage: Eukaryota; Metazoa; Chordata; Mammalia; Rodentia; Chinchillidae. Gene Ontology annotation, biological process: dephosphorylation. Gene Ontology annotation, molecular function: phosphatase activity. Bases 377 to 1318 code for a protein of 313 amino acids.